AUGGCCAGGUUUCCAAGGGUUGACAAGAGCGACAACAAGAAGACAGUGAAGAAGGGAGCUUGGACUGCGGAAGAAGACCACAAACUGGUGGCAUAUAUCAAGAGAUAUGGCAUCUGGAACUGGACUCACAUGGCAGAACCUGCCGGUUUGGCAAGAACAGGAAAGAGUUGCCGGCUUCGAUGGAUGAACUAUCUGAGGCCCAACAUCAAGCAUGGAAACAUCGCCAAAGAAGAGGAGGAAAUCAUUAUUAACUUGCACCGAGUUCUUGGUAACCGUUGGGCCAGCAUAGCGAAUAGACUUCCGGGAAGGACGGACAAUGAGAUAAAGAACUAUUGGAAUAUUCGCUUGAAGAAACGUUUUGUCAUGGACAAUUUGCAAAUGCCAACUGCAUGCGAUGUGAAAGUUGACUCCAAUGACAAUGAUCCUUCAUCCCCCCAAUAUUCAUCAAUAGCCCAUGUUGAUGCUGCAAAAGCACAAAACCUUGGGCCUCCUAGGGGAGUUGAUCACGUUGAUGAAACCCUAAUCAAUGGCUUGAUCUCACCAGGCAACAAAAUCGAAAAAGAAGAAGAAAACAUCUGGGAACAAUUGUUUGCACUGAAAGAUCUUUGCAUACUAGAAGAUUUUGAUGGUAUGUGCUUGAACCCGGGAAGUGUAUCUCCUGCUUCUGAGUGCACGUAUUCUGAGCCUACGUACUUUGGCGAAUCCUACGAGGACUUCAUCAUGGAUUUAUGGGGAAAUUAA
Rhodamnia argentea is the source of this 741-nucleotide messenger RNA. Its product is annotated as MYB-like transcription factor EOBI. NCBI's taxonomy places the organism in Eukaryota, Viridiplantae, Streptophyta, Magnoliopsida, Myrtales, Myrtaceae. The transcript is spliced from 3 exons. The record is from RefSeq and is a predicted model, not a curated record. The coding region runs from base 1 to 741 and encodes 246 amino acids.